Molecule: messenger RNA, 2167 nt
Organism: Acanthaster planci (crown-of-thorns starfish)
Lineage: Eukaryota; Metazoa; Echinodermata; Asteroidea; Valvatida; Acanthasteridae
Product: beta-4C adrenergic receptor-like
Biological process (GO): G protein-coupled receptor signaling pathway
Cellular component (GO): membrane
Molecular function (GO): G protein-coupled receptor activity
Source: RefSeq, a predicted model, not a curated record
UAAAGGAUUUAUUACUUGGAUGAAAGAGACAACACCAAACAAAACGUCAUGAAUGUGCAGCCUGGGUGCCAUUGAUUUAUUUAUUAUUCCUGAACAUUGGCCCCAUGGUUACUGAAAGAGGGGAAACAAAAUAAUGUGUAAAAGGCUGAGAGUGAAGAUAAAUCAUCAAAGUCUCAUUAUGGGAGGGAUGUCUUCCAUUACUGAAAUAGCAGCUUCAGUAAUUGGCAAUUUCUUGCCUCGCCCCUAAACUCUUGGAGUACACGUAUUCCCGCCUGUCAACCCAUGCUUAUUAAAUUUCAAUUAAUUCAUCAUGACUCCAUUAAAACUUAAUUCUUCAAAGACCUUUUCCGAGAAUCCCAUUCCCUCCUUAGGGGUAACAAGACUUUUUUGUACUGGUUCCACUAGCCAUGACGACGUCAUCGAUUAUUUGGAGGCUCUUAACGCUGUGGAGUGAGCGUUUAUAAACCAAGCAACAUCGGAAACUCCACCGCAUGGCGGGCCACUAGUCAGUUUGGAUUCAGUCGAGUCAUGAACGGGACAAACUUGACGACUGAAGAAGGCAAUGUCGGCCUGCGGGUGGUGGAAGGUGUCACUUUUGUGAUCAUUACCCUCCUGAUACUCAUCGGCAACUGUCUGUGUCUGCUUGUCCUACGACUCGCUCGGAGCAUGAACAGCGUGACCCGGGUGUUACUCAUCUCACUCACGGCAGCUGACCUGCUCAUGGGUACGGUCGUCGGCGCCCCCAUCCUCGGCACGGUCAUCGCAAAUGAGUGGCCUUAUGGGUACGUCUUCUGUGCCAUUUCGGCCUCCGGGAACCAAAUCUGCGCUACCACGUCUCUGUUCUCACUUCUCUUGAUCAACGCUGAGCGGUACGUGUGCAUCUCUCGCCCCCUGAGGUACUCUGAGAUUGUCACGGUCAAUCGCGCCCGGGGAGCUGUUGUCUGCGUUUGGAUCUUUGCUCUGUUCUUGGGUCUCUCAAACUGCUUUCUCCCGGGCAGGGUGGCCAACUACCACGAGUAUCUUCACUCCUGUUUUUUCGACCCUUCGUCCGGUAAUCCAGACGUCAUGGGCACCCUGUGCGUGAUUCUCUUUGUCUUUGCACCGUUCCCAGUCCUCAUCUUGAUGUACAUUCGCAUCUUCGUCAUUGCCCGACGACACGCAAAGGACAUGGAAGCUCGGGCCAUCGCGAUGUACGAGCAGGCUCAGCGACUCAGCCUCCAGGAGAACGGACGGAUCAGCCUUGACCAGGGACGCCGGCGAUUCUUCCCAGAGUACAAGGCGGCCAAGACAUUCGGUAUCAUUACUUUCACGUACGCUGUGGCCUGGAUGCCCUUCUUCUGCAUUGUCAUUUAUGAGAACCUCACCCUUACCAAAGCCCCACGUGGUUUGACUGUCACGGCAGCGUGCAUGGCCCUAUCCAACAGUUGGCUUAAUGUUCUCGUCUAUUACGUUCGCAAUGCUCUUUUCCGUGAUGCAGCGAAGGACAUAUUGUCGAAAUGUUUCCAUGACAGACUGCACAGGUUGUAAUCUUUUCACUUUUAAAAUAUCAUUUCUUACGUCAGUUUUAAUUUGACGGAACUUUUUCUUGAGCUGAUGGGUUACAUCUUUGAUUAAUUUAAUAUAGAUUGAAUUUUUGAUCUCAAGUCGAUUGGUUCUAAAUUUCAUGAUGAACGACGCAUGCAAAAUAAUUGUCUGUGGAGGCAUGCAUUUAGACCACUAUAUGGCUUUUUUGUUGCACGCGUUCAGACUUUUAACUGAGACAAGUCAGAAGAUAUAAUGAACUGCCACAUUGCCAAGCUUCAAUACGGAACUACAAAAGUGAUGAAGACAACAACAGUAUAACCCGCAGUGUGAACGAACAGAAUGAAAUAAAAAAUGGCGACUGUUUGGAAGUCUUUCCUUUCACGUAAUAGAAAGAUGAACCCAGUGUAUGAAGCCUAUAUUACUAACUUGCGACCUUACAUCGGCUACAAAAUCCCAACACUAAAAAGAAACCCGCAUUUUCCACAAGAACUAUAUGCCUAUUGGACUGUAUUUUGAACCAUGCUUUUCGGAAUUCUGUUCCUCUUGGGGUUCAUGGAGUAGUCACAGGCUUUGUGCUAUUCAAGGUUGACUUAGAUUGGCACUGUAAUUUCAUUUUGAUUAAAAGACCUCUGCGAUAAUUGAA